AUGGAGAAAACUGGUUCCCAAACGGGAGGCCCAGCCCCCGAAUCUGACACAACUCUGUAUCCUGAACGGAAAUCUAAAGAUGCCAUCAUACGAAGACCACCUCCGAGACAUGAUAUAGCUUUUAUACUUCCCCAGAGACCCCGCAUAAGGAGCAAUUCCCUGCCCUCAUCAUCGCCCAUUACGCCAGAUACUCCCUUUACGCCAGUUACGCCCACUACUCCUGCCACUCCUACCACUCCUGCUACUCCCAUCACUCCCAUCACUCCCGCAACACCUGGUAAACUUCCUACACCUGCCAAAAUUCCUAUCCCCACUACCUCGUCUAAAUCUUCCAGCCAACCCCUCCCUCAAAGCCCAGUCGAGGUGCUGCGACAGUAUCUGCAGACCACAGCUUCCGUGCCCCCAAUCUCAGAUAUAGACUUCUGUGAAGGUUCAUAUGAAUGGCCGAAGACAACGUGGGGGGAGGAGGAACCGGUGGGGUUGAGUAAGAUACAGAGAGCGGAGAAGGAGGUUAAGAUAUGGGAGGGUGUAUGGGAGUGUCACUUUGGGGAGGGCGAUGAGAAUGCUGGAAGACGGGAUAGGGAUGAGAAAGGAAAGGAAAAAGAGGGGGAUGUGGAUGAAGAUCAGAAUCAAAAUGAAGAGUUGCGUGCCUUCAUCAAGGAGAAUCUGGAAGAUGCAAAAAGGAAGAGAGAUGCGUUGGAGAGGACGGAAGAAAAUCUGAGGGUUGGAGAUAUUGAUCCCAGCAAACCUGCCAUCGCUACUCGACUCGAAGCCCUAAACUGGGCCCUCAGCAUCUCGAAAUUCGAGCCCGAGCGCGAGAACAUCCGCGCUGCGAUUGCCGGCUAUGAGAGCGGUGCAAUCGGCUACACCAAGCACCUGACGGUUAUAUACGCCGGGAAGAUCGUCGACACGGCUCCUGACUAUGCAUCGUUGGUGCGAACCCGUCAGGAGCGGUUGGAUCGCUAUGCGGAAGCUCACGGCCCACACUGGAUAUUCUAUGAAUCGCCACUAGACGUGCACCCCGAGACACAGCCGUUGAUGAUGAAGUCCCUGUCGCUGGACCGGAAGGAUUCAUGGACAAAUCUGGGCCCGUAUUAUCUCAACCAGGGGUAUUGGAAGAGGGCGGGAUGGGUGAGAAGGAUGCCGCAGAUGGCAAACUCAAGCAUUUCUUUUCUAGAACCGACGUUUCGACGCCUUCCGGAUGGAAGGGUGGCAUGUCAAGAGCCUGGGCCGAAGCAGUGUUUCCGCUCCCUGUUAGACUCGGGGGCUACGUAUCCCAGUCUCUAUAGGGAGGAUCUUCAGAAGCUGGCCAUCGACGAGACGAACUAUGCAUGUCAGGCUGUCGCAACUAUGAAAACGGCAAAUGGAAUCGUCAACGCGCGGAUCUUUGAACUGUUCGUCUGUGUGCUUGAUGACAACAACGAGCAACUCGUUGAUCCGAACGACGCUGCCUGGCCGUACCAUGCCCACUAUCUCGGGGGGCUAUGUCCCUGCAUCGAGUUGCUCGACACGUUAGACGUAUCGCCAGAAGGUGUCCAGGUGGGUGACCGACUAUCUGGACUGCUGCCCUUCGUUGCAUGCUAUAUGACCAGCACGCCGACGCGGAAUACGCUCUUCCUGGGCGAGGACCGCAAGGACGUGCUUGGCUCGCACCGCAUACCCGGCCACAAGAAAUGGGACAUCCAGAUGCCGAACGGGCCGCCAGGCUCAGCCGUGACGUGGGAUAUGUUUGGAGACCCCAAGACAACAUUCGUCCACCGGCAAGGCAGGAUCAUCGACCGCGACGACCCGAACCUGAAUCAUGCCAGCACGGUAACAUUCCUGCCGGGCACGGAGCAAGAGUACACGAUCACGAUCAAUCCAAUAGAGGAGCUGGAGAAGGACAGAGCGGAGAGGGCGGCAAGAGACGCACAUCUCAAUAAUCCGGCAUGGGCACCAGGGAGAGCACAUCUGAUGGAUCCUCCACUUUGA
Molecule: messenger RNA, 1971 nt
Organism: Amorphotheca resinae ATCC 22711
Lineage: Eukaryota; Fungi; Ascomycota; Leotiomycetes; Helotiales; Amorphothecaceae
Exons: 2
Coding region: 1-1971 (656 amino acids)
Source: RefSeq, a predicted model, not a curated record